Messenger RNA from Heterobasidion irregulare TC 32-1, 291 nucleotides. RefSeq lists its product as uncharacterized. Bases 1 to 291 code for a protein of 96 amino acids. NCBI's taxonomy places the organism in Eukaryota, Fungi, Basidiomycota, Agaricomycetes, Russulales, Bondarzewiaceae. The record is from RefSeq and is a predicted model, not a curated record. The transcript has 2 exons.
AUGUCAACAGACUACGCGCAUUCUGCUGUCAGAUUCGGCGUCCCGAAGUCCGCGCAGCUCUCCAUGGUUAUGUUCCCAGCUGGAUUCAGUAAGAUACGUCUGUUCUCGGGUUUCCGGAACAGAGCGUUUGGGUCACACGCGGAAGUGUUCGAGAAGAAAAUCGUACUCCCCGUAGACACGACACGAAGGAGUCAACGUCAUCGGCGCUGCGCCAUUCCGGCCAAGCCCUGCGUUCCGAUAUCACAAGACGAGUAUCACAUCGUUACCAAUGACAGAAGCCAAGCGCUGUGA